CGCUGCUCUUCUAUAAAAUGGCAGCAAUGAGGGAUGAAAGGAGAAACAGAGAUUCAAAGAAACCAAAGAGACACCUCACGACCGAACCUGUCCCGUUGCUGUGUGUGUUUGUCGCCCAGGGACGAGGGGAUCUGCGGGUGUGACUGUGGACGGAGCAAGCUCCAUUGUGCGUGGAUCCACAGAGUCAGGCUCUAGCAGCCUCCCUCAACCGCAGUAAGCCCAGCACAGCUCUACCUCCCACCCAGCUGACAUGGCUCCCACUCUGGCCACAGCGUUCUCUCGCCGCUGGUGGAUGGCGGUGACGGCAGUCAUUGAGAACCUGCUUUUUUCAGCUGUGCUGCUUGGCUGGGGCUCCCUGCUUAUCAUGUUAAAGUCAGAGGGCUUCUACUCCUACCUGUGCAAAGCACCAGAAAACAGCUCCAGCCUCAACCUCACCAACACAUCCACCACUCACGCUGAUGAGGAGGAGGAGUAUCUGGAGUUGAACGGCUGGCCCAUCUGCAAAGACCAGGAUGAGAUGUUGAACCUGGCCUUCACUGUGGGCUCCUUCCUGCUGUCGGCCAUCACACUACCUAUGGGCAUCGUCAUGGACAAGUACGGCCCACGUAAACUGCGACUCCUGGGCAGUGCCUGCUUUGCCUUCUCCUGCCUCCUCAUCGCCUACGGAGCCAACGAUCCGAACAACCUGUCUAUCCUGAUCUUCUUCGCCUUGGCCAUGAAUGGGUUCGGAGGCAUGUGUAUGACUUUCACCUCUCUGACGCUGCCUAACAUGUUCGGAGAUUUGAGGUCCACCUUUAUUGCCCUGAUGAUUGGAUCCUACGCCUCCUCUGCUGUCACCUUCCCUGGCAUUAAAGUGAUUUAUGAUCUGGGUGCCACCUUCAUCACCAUUCUGCUUGUUUGGGCGGGCUGUGCCUGCCUCGUCUUCUUAAACUGCUUUGUCAACUGGCCUCUGGAGCCUUUUCCCGGCCCAGAAGAUAUGGACUUCACGGUAAAGAUCAAGUUCAGCUGGCUGGGCUUUGACCAUAAGAUCACUGGAAAGCAGUUUUAUCGACAAGUGACGACCGUGGGACGCCGUCUCAGUGUGGGCAACUCCAUAAAGCAGCAACACCAGCCGCCCAAAGACUUGGCCACGCAGGAGGCCAACAAGCUGUGCCUGUCCACUGUGGACCUGGAGGUGAAGUGCAAGACGGAGGAGGAAACCCAGUCCUUCAUGAAGAGUAUCUUCAGUCCCAUCUUCUUGCUGAGUCUCAUCACUAUGUGUGUGACCCAGCUACGCUUAAUCUUUUACAUGGGGGCCAUGAACACCAUCCUGGAGUAUCUGGCAGAUGGAGACCUCAGUACCGUGAGCGUCUAUACAUCCAUCUUUGGUGUGCUCCAGCUUUUGUGUUUGGUCACCUCUCCUGUGAUUGGUUACGUCAUGGACUGGAGGCUUAAAGACUGCGAGGAUGAAAAUGAUAAGCUGACCAAGAGGGAGCCCGGUCAGCCCCGGCGCCCAGACAAACAGAUUCAGAAGAUAAUCAACGCCACCAGAGCCUUCAUUUUCACAAACCUGCUACUGGUUGGUUUUGGAUUCACCUGCAUCAUCCCUAACCUUCCCCUUCAGAUUCUGUCAUUUAUCUUGCACACUAUUGUCAGAGGCUUCAUCCACUCUGCAGUUGGAGGCCUCUAUGCUGCUGUGUACCCAUCCUCUCAGUUUGGCAGCUUGACGGGCAUGCAGUCUCUGAUCAGCGCUCUGUUCGCCCUGCUCCAGCAGCCUCUCUUUUUAGCUAUGGUGGGACCUCUGGAUGGCGAUCCAUUAUGGGUGAAUGUUGGCCUCUUAGCGCUGAGCAUGCUGGGAUUCUGCCUUCCUUUCUACCUGCUGUUCCACAGCCGCCACCUCCAACGCUUGAGAGAUGAGCAAGACGAAGAUCCCAAGAUCUAUGUCAAGAUCAAUAACGGCAGCAAACCGGAGGCCUUCGUCUAGACAAGGAAGAGGAGCGGAGAGGAAGAUGAGCAGAGAGGAGGAAGAAGAGAGUGGUGGAGUUCUCUUUUUUACAUGGAGGACGUCACUCAUUCACUCUGUCCUCCCUGGCACUGCAGCGUCUCUCACAGUUUGUUUGCACUCAGAUGUGUCACAUAUCCCUCACAUUCCCCCUCAUACACCAUGAGACUGCCAUUGUGGUGUAGCAGAACUACCACUCCACUGCAACCCCUGGUUUAUCCUCUUUAUGUACACUCACUCUGCACUGUGAGAAACACAUAGCUGCUUCAGCCCACUGGAGGAGUGUAUGUAGGGGCUGAAAAUGCUCCAACCACUCCCUCAACUGCAUCUUGUAACUGAGGAGAAAAUUGACGAAUGGGGAAAAGACUCUUCAACUCCCCAAAUGACUCCUCUUCAUACCUGCAGUUUUGUUGUUUCUUUUCAGCCGUUAUACACCUGUCAUUGAGGGUCAACUGGUUCUACCAGUCUGUCCUCCUAGUUCAAAGAAGAUGCCAACCAUGGGAGCCCACAAUGAAGAGACUUUGGAGACAAAUAUUAAAUUCUCAGUGACAGUAUUGUACUUUUAGCAAAAACCAGAGUGUUUUUGUAAUAGACCUGCCUGGUGUCGUUUUGAUUUGUGAGGAUAGUAUCCUCUGGGAGAUAAAACAAAAAAGCAGCCAAACACCCGUUGUUAAGGCAUCUCUGCUUCCUCUUUCCCCUGGAGGGUGUUACCUGGAUACAGAUUCACAGUAUUGGUAGCAGUUCAGACUCAAACACACCUAGUAAGAGUGAGUUAAUCAUGAAAAUACUGCAUGAUACCAGAGACAAAGCUGGUCAUCUCAACACUCAACUUACCACCAGUUACUUUCGUAUUUGUAUUGUUGAUUUUUUUUCUUUCCACCCAAAUGUAUGUAAUUUCUUUUAAUAUGAUCUCUGAAUUCCUGUUUAAUCUUUGUUCCUUUCAUAUAUGAUCAGAUGAUGUGGAGAAUGAAUUGUUUUUAGACUAGGUAGACAGGACACAGAUACUGUAGAGUGUGCUUAAACGUUAGAGUGAGCCAUUUAGGCGUUGAUUCGUUGUAGCAAUAAGUGCUUCUGUGAGGUGCUGGGUAACAUUUUAACACAUUAUCAUACAGACUGAGGUGACAUCUCACAGACAGAAAGACAGGGAAACAGGCAGCAUUGUGGACAUUUCAUGGACUGUAUGUGUUUAUCAAAAGGUGCUAGAUGAAUCACAGAAAUGCAUAAUUUAUAUUUAUCUUUAAAGUGCAAGUGAGGUCAAUUCUGUGCAACAAUUUAGAAAAGUUUCUUCAAGAGCUAAAUGUGGGUGACAUUUUUUUGACAUUAUGGAUCCCAAAGAAACUAAGUUUACUGUUUGUUGUUACUGCUUUGAUCUAGAUUUCAAUUUUGUAGUAAAGCAUCUCUGUGCCACUUGAAUUAAAUUCUCACAUGCAUAAAGGGAGAAUUAAACAUGUUUAAAGAUAGUGAGGUGAGACUGAACACACGCAGUAAAGGCUCCUUAUGUUUGAUAGAAAAGAGUUUAGGGGGAGUAUUAUCACUGUUUCAUUCAGUCUGCUGUCUUUUGACACCAUAGCAGAGUAAAAGCUCUGCAAUAUUUUCAGUAGCUCACAGGGGCACUUCCAAAGACAGUCGUGAUCCUCAGGGUGCCUCUCUGUGUGGAUACAGGCAGGAUGUGUCAAACCCAGCCCCUCUCUCCCUCCAUAUAUCCCUUUCAUCAAUGCCUCGAGACAUUUACAGCUUCAUGUUCGUGGCUUAAAAAGCAGGUUACUGAGCUGAGAGAUGAGCCUCUGCCGCUGUCAGGUGAAUGACGCAAGUGAGAAAUGAAUGGCACAUGAUGCACUUUAGAUAAAUAAAAUGGACCUCUGUCAUGUAUUUUACACACAUGGUGCAUGGCUCUGCUUGCAAGGGGCGCAUGAUGCAAAGAAUGUAUACAAUGCUGAUUUGUAAUUCAGAACAUGGGAACGGAAAGAUCCAGUUAUUUUUAUAUUCCUUAAGAAAUAUUGCUUCACAUGUUCUUAAUAUGGCCUUUAAAUGCACGGACACUGUGGCAGAGUCCCAUCUCAGCUCAAGAACCUGGACAUACCACUAUUGGCAUAUUCAUCUCAACAAAACUACACAGUUUUGCUUAUUUGUAAAGAAUUAUGUUGAGUGAAAUGAAUGCAGUAAAUUUUGGAAGGUGUUUUAUUUAAGACUGGGGAAUUAAGUUGGGAAGGAGGAAAAAGGUUGUAAGAGUCAUUUUUUGAUAGAUGUGAAAUCAAAAUUCAGUGGCAAACUAUUUGAUAAAAUAAUGUUAAUUAAACUGUAAUAAAAAAUAAUUUUAUACAAUCUUCUGUGUUGAGAUACAAAGUACAGAUUCUGAAAGAUUCUGAUCAGCGGUUGGUAGGCCUAGUUACUGCUGUCAGUUUCAUAUGUAACUCUGCUACCUGCCUUAAAAGGCCUGCAAUUAAACAAAAUCUACAUCAGAGUAGAUUUUGUACACCCUGAAAACAUGGACAAAGAAUAGAUGCAGAAGUCCUUUCAGACCCAUAGAAUUACAAUAUACUAAAAGGAUUUUUUUUUUUUUUUACCCUUCGAUGCUAAAAAAAACAACCCCAAAACAAUAAUUAUUAAAUAUUGCAGCUCUAACUUCCUUGGGAUAAAUGUAUGGAGUCAAAAUAAAAAUAAGUCCUCCAGUAAGGCACAGAUAGCACACAUCUCUCCUUAAGUACAGUAACAGAGUACUUGUACCUCAACCUCUGGGCACAUGCAGUAGCUGCAGACCUGUUUUAUUCUAUUGUGUCCUUCAUUACUUAUUUGUAUAUACAGAUACAAUACAGGAAAUUGGUUCAGUGAUUUUUUUCAUGCAGAUAAAUCUCUAAUUACAACUUUCCUACUUUUAAUUUCAUCUCUGAAAAUCAAAUGCACAUUUACCAGUCUUUUAAAAACCAUGUAAAUAAAUACUGCAUUCAUUUCAAUACAAAGGUGUCUUAUAUUGAAUAAGAUGACUGCAUUGUACUGAUACACUGAUGCAGUCCUUUUCCUCCAGCAUUAUGAAUGUGAGUGACGAUAGACACUGGUUUGGUUUAUCUGGUGACCCAUCCUCAUUUCACUCUCAGUCUUAGUAAUAACAAGCCACAGACAUCUGUGGGUUAAAGUCACAUUUAACGUCACAUCGGGUAAAAUCACUGCAGUACAGAGUGAAUGAGUGAUGAGUUACCACACGCAGCAGACACUUUCCUUCACUGCCAUACCUUAAACCCUUCCCUUGAUCACCUUAUCGACCUGAUGGAUAAGAUUCACACCAACCUCUUAUGACAAGGAUUCAGCUUGAGUUUGAUAUAUUCAUUGACGUGUAGAUGAAGUGUUAAGGGGAAUCCUUUGCUGGUGGGUGUUUCUACAGUUUGAUUGUGUGUAAUGAUUGAAAAGAGGGACUUCAGUGGAAAACCCAACACUCAUUUUGUUUUGUACCAUGUUACAUUUUGACUGUGCUGGGUUUUUUUUUUUUCAGCUUUUUUCCCCCUUUAAUGUUUAUGGAAACAUGUAUUUUUUGUUCAUGUACUAUAUAUUUGGUUUUGUCUUGUACCACAGUAUAGCCAUUGUCAUUGCCAUUUUAAGUCAUUAUUUCAACUGAAAGAAAAAAAAAGAAGCAGAUCAAUAUUUGAAGCAAAAUAAACACAGUAAUUUUUAUGGA
Sphaeramia orbicularis (orbiculate cardinalfish) is the source of this 5648-nucleotide messenger RNA. Its product is annotated as large neutral amino acids transporter small subunit 4-like. The coding region runs from base 251 to 1963 and encodes 570 amino acids. NCBI's taxonomy places the organism in Eukaryota, Metazoa, Chordata, Actinopteri, Kurtiformes, Apogonidae. Gene Ontology annotation, biological process: transmembrane transport; neutral amino acid transport. The record is from RefSeq and is a predicted model, not a curated record. The transcript has 14 exons. Gene Ontology annotation, molecular function: L-amino acid transmembrane transporter activity; neutral L-amino acid transmembrane transporter activity.